Sebastes umbrosus (honeycomb rockfish) is the source of this 2508-nucleotide messenger RNA. It is a transcript of the gene ccr12a, whose product is annotated as chemokine (C-C motif) receptor 12a. The coding region runs from base 90 to 1169 and encodes 359 amino acids. Gene Ontology annotation, cellular component: membrane. Gene Ontology annotation, molecular function: chemokine receptor activity. The transcript is spliced from 2 exons. Gene Ontology annotation, biological process: G protein-coupled receptor signaling pathway; chemotaxis; immune response. NCBI's taxonomy places the organism in Eukaryota, Metazoa, Chordata, Actinopteri, Perciformes, Sebastidae. The record is from RefSeq and is a predicted model, not a curated record.
UAAAACUCAGUGAACACUCAGAGUCCCUCAGUGCUUCCUUGUGCUCCUCAUUGUCCUCCUCUCACUGCACUACUGGUCAAACCCCAGCCAUGAGCUCUGAAGACCAAUAUCAAAACUUCUUGGACCUAUUCAGUGAAGACGAUAACACGACUGACACGAGCUAUGUGUCCAGUGACCGUGUCGUGCUCUGUCCAAAGCAGGAUGUCAAUCAGUUUGGUGCAAGAUUCAUCCCAGUGUUCUACUAUGCCAACUUCCUCCUGAGUUACCUUGGUAACGGGCUCGUGCUCUUCAUUAUCUUCAAGUUUGAGAAGCUCAGCACAGUGACAAACAUCUUCCUCCUGAAUUUGGUCCUCUCCAACCUUCUCUUUGCCUCCAGUCUCCCAUUCUGGGCGAUGUACCAUUUGUCUGACUGGAUUUUUGGCCUGGUUCUGUGUAAGAUGGUCAGCAGUGCUUACUUCAUCGGCUUCUACAGCUCCAUCCUAUUCCUCACACUCAUGACAUUUGACCGAUACCUUGCAGUGGUGCAUGCAGUGGCAGCUGCUAACAGCAGGAAAAAAGCAUAUGCCAUCAUUGCAUCAGUGGCAGUUUGGUGCACCAGUAUUGUAGCGAGUGUGAAAGAGCUGGUUCUCCAAAAUGUGAGAAAGAGUCCAUACGAUGGACUGAUAUGUGAGGAGUCAGGAUACCCUGAGAGCACCAUGGAGCACUGGCGUCUGGUCAGUUAUUACCAGCAAUUCCUGCUCUUCUUCCUCCUCCCUCUGUUCAUGGUGAUGUACUGCUACAUCAGCAUCACAGUCCGCAUCCUGUCCACCCGCAUGAAGGAGAAAUGCCGCUCCAUCAAGCUCAUAUUUGUCAUCAUCUUCACCUUCUUCGCCUGCUGGACACCCUACAAUAUCGUGAUCCUCCUUCGAGCUAUUCAGAUCUCGAGCCCCAGUAAGGAUUGUUCUGACGCAAAGACCUUGGACUAUGCCCUGUAUGUGACCCGAAACAUAGCCUAUUUGUAUUGUUGCAUCAGUCCAAUGUUUUACACAUUUGUGGGAAAGAAGUUCCAGAGCCACUUCAGAAGGCUGAUGUCUAAGAGGAUCCCCUGUCUGAAGAGACACAUGAGCCUCAGCAGCCAGAGCACCAGAACCACAUCACAGAGGACGCCACACUCUGCUUAUGAGUACUAGACACACACACACACACACACACACACACACACACACACACACACACACACACACACAUGAUUGACUCCAUGUUUAAUUCCUGCCAGACUCUUCCACAUGGUUAAAUCUUAUUGUCAGUUAGAAACAAUCACAUUUUUUAUCAUUAACUUAAUUAGAUGUCAGUUUCAAGACUGCUCCACUACGGUGGCGUAUUAAGGCCAUUGUAGGUCAAUAAAACUAUUUACGGAGCCGGGGAGGGGUGUAAUAUUCCGAGACAAAAUUCAGAAUUUCCGAGAUUAAAGUCAUACAUUUACAAGAAAAAUAAAACUUGGAUAUUCUCUGAGAUUACAGUGGUACAUUUACAAGACAAAACUCAGAUAUUCCCUGAGAUUAUAAAGUUAUAAAUUUGAGAGGAAAAAAAACAAAAAGUACAAAACUGUGGUAAUGAAAAAUAGUGGAGUAUCUUUGUUUAGGAACCAUAUCGCUACACUGUGCAAGGUCGGAUCAAGCUCAACACACACCAUUAAUCACUGCGGUAACGUGGGCCACAAAGUGCAAAAUAUAUUAUUACUAUAGGCCUACAUUAUACUGUAUAUUGUAGUGGACUCUCCAUCCAUCCAUUCCCAGCUGUUUAUUCGGGGCCGGGUCACGGGGGCAGCAGGAUAAGCAGGGUAAUGUAGACGUCCCUCUCCCCAGUAAACUCUAAGGGCAUCAUUAGCCAUAAUGUGUGGUUCAACACAAGCAGUUAUGUCAAAGUAUGUGCCUUUUCUGUGUUAUUUUCCCUUCACACUGACACAGUGACACAGUGACAGUGUGUAACCAUGGCAACGCAGAGUGUUUGGAGUGACGUCUUCUUGACGGCUUGUUUUUAGUGUGAAAUAAAAGACACGCCUUCAUGUAGUCAAAGAUAUAAGUUGUUCAGCUCUACUUUCCUGUAACUUCUACAAUAUUAGCAUUUACGCAUGUUUAUAAAAGAACACAGAAUGAACACGAAAAGAAAUGUGUACAGUAUAUGUACCUUUCAGGACCUUCGCCUCGCUCAGUUUUCCAACUUUUUUCUCGACUCUAAUCUCGGAAUAUUACAUCCCUGGCCCUAAUACGCCAUCGUAGUACGGACUGCUUAAGAUCUACUUCUCACAUUCAAAUUGUUAGCUUUUACCAUACUUUUUUUAUAGCAUAUAUUGCGUUUGAGUUAAAAUUGUUGCUUCUCUUGAGGAACUUUAGUCCACGUUUCGAUGUGUGGCUGAAUGAUUUUAUGUAUCUGCUUGUUCCAAUCUUGUUGAAUCAAUGUUGAAUGCAAAGUGUAUGUUUGUAGAAUGAACUAUAUCUUGACCCUUUAAUAAAUAUGCCACUCAAUCUA